Molecule: messenger RNA, 2679 nt
Organism: Condylura cristata (star-nosed mole)
Lineage: Eukaryota; Metazoa; Chordata; Mammalia; Eulipotyphla; Talpidae
Gene: ZSCAN32
Product: zinc finger and SCAN domain containing 32
Exons: 9
Coding region: 1-2166 (721 amino acids)
Biological process (GO): regulation of transcription by RNA polymerase II
Molecular function (GO): DNA-binding transcription factor activity, RNA polymerase II-specific; RNA polymerase II cis-regulatory region sequence-specific DNA binding
Source: RefSeq, a predicted model, not a curated record
AUGACGCAGAGGGGCCCGAGUACUAGAGACGACGGUCCUGCGGCCGCGGGGGCCGCGGGGCGGCCGGGGACCCGGUCACGCCGGGGGACGAGUGACAACGUCCGCAGAGGAAACGAGAGGCCAGAGCGCGACUCCCCCCGGCCGCGAGCACGCCGGAACCGGCCCGACGGCUGCCGGGCGCCCGGAAAGUUCGCGGGAUGCGACAGACAGGCUGCGCGCGUGCGUCGUGAGUGGAGUAGCAUUGGGGGUCGCGUCGCCCACUUCCGGGUGGCUGGGCGAGGGGAGUCUGGGGCUUGCGGUUCGCGCCUUUUCUGGAGAGGGGAGCAGAGCGCGGGCCUGAUCGCCCGUCCCCAGCCUGGCAGCCCCCAAGAGCGCACUUCCCUCCUGCCUCCCACCUGCCUGCAUGUACAGCCUCGGCCCGGGCCGGCGCGCGGCUUGGGACAGGCACCCCUCGGGCCAGCGUCCGGGAGGAAGGCUCCCCCGCGCCCCCAGAGGAGAUGGAGUCGCGCCCCCAGCGGGGAGGCGGCCCCCAGCGCCAGCCGGCUCACUGACAGAGGAUGGCGGCCACCAGCAGCCCCCCCGGCCCCGCCACCCCCGGCCAGGGGCUCGGGGCAGGAACCAAAGCCGGCUCCCCGCAGCGGCCCUGGCCCUGAAGCCUCGCGCCAGCGCUUCCGGCGCUUCUGCUACCAGGAGGCGGCGGGCGCGCACGAGGCUUUCAGCCGGCUCUGGGAGCUGUGCUGCCGCUGGCUGCGGCCCGAGCUGCGCACCAAGGAGCAGAUCCUGGAGCUGCUGGUGCUGGAGCAGUUCCUGACCAUCCUGCCGGAGGAGACCCAGGCCCGGGUGCGGGAGCGGCAGCCCGAGAGCGGCGAGGAGGCCGUGGCCCUGGUCGAGGAUGUACAGAGGGCUGCGGAGCGCCAGGCCCCCCACUCUGUAAAGGACGUGAGUGUGCCCACUGCGACGGCCCUGUGGGGAGCAGCCAGAGAGUCCCCAAGACCCCACCUGAAGCUGGAGCUCCUUCCUGAGGGACCAACAUUGAAGGCGCCACAGAGCUCCCACCGGGCGCCCGGGGCACAGCCUGAAGCCUUCCUGCCUCUGCACGCUCCCAGGAACCGUCCCCAGAAGAGGGGUCUUCGAGACCAGGAGGCAGGGGCUGUGCUCUGGACAGCUGGCGUCCAGGGACCAGCUAUGUAUGACGGUGGUGCCGUGUCGCUCUGUCAGGAAGGGCAGACGCAACGUGGUCCCGCACAGAGCGCGCGUCGCUGGGGCGUAUCACGGAGGAACGACAGAAGCGCCUCCUGGGUUCAGUGUUCUGUUACCUCAGGUUUUGACAUCGAAAAUGGGAUUAAAAAAGAGAAUCCAAACUGGGAUAGUUCAGUAGAAACAAACAAGGCCUUACAGAAGAAGUCUGCUGGAGAGGAAUCCUGGCACUCUAGGCCACCAAGAGGCCGGGAGGGUGUGCCACUGUCAAGAAGACGGCGUCGCUGUUCCUCCGAGAGUGAGGCAGAGCCCCCGUCACAGGAGGGGACAGGUCCCCGACUGUGCAACGGGGAGAAGACCUGCACACAUCUUCUGUGUGGGAGACACUGCUCUCAGCAUCCAGCCUCGCCCCCCAAGCCAGCCUCUGAACUGGAAAAAGCUUCUAAAUGUCAUGAGUGCGGGAAAAGCUUUAGCCGAGGGUCUUACCUCAUAAGGCAUCAGAGAAUCCACACAGGAGAGAAGCCGCACGAGUGCAGUGUGUGUGGCAAAAGCUUCAGCGAGCGUUCCAACCUCACUGCCCACCUAAGAACCCACACAGGCGAGAGACCCUACCGGUGUGGGCAGUGUGGGAAAAGCUUCAACCAGAGCUCCAGCCUCAUUGUCCACCAGAGGACCCACACGGGAGAAAAGCCCUAUCAAUGCACUGUCUGUGGAAAGCGAUUCAACAACAGCUCCCAGUUUAGUGCUCAUCGGCGCAUCCACACUGGGGAGAGCCCAUACAAGUGUGAGCAGUGUGGGAAAAGCUUCAGCAACAGCUCCCAUUUCAGUGCCCACCAGAAAAUCCACACUGGGGAAAAGCCUUACAAAUGCUCUCAGUGUGAAAAAAGCUUCACUAAGAACUCUGCCCUCACCCGUCAUCAGGGGGCACACACACCGGCGGCACUCCCACCACGGGAGGGGGAUGAGUGAAAGCACGCAGGGAACUUGGCAGAUAGCUGCGACGUCAACACGUGUUCCUUACUAUUUCUGCUUGUGUUAAGAUGCACUCGCUGAUUCCAGCUUAGCAGUAGCCUGCUGACAGCGGGACCUUAACCAUGUCUAAGAACAGCAAUCAGCAUAAAAAUGCUGAACGCUUUCUAGCUUCCUGUGACUCCUGAGUCCUGUCUCACUGUGAACUUUAGUUUUGCUUUGCAGGGGAGGCAGCUAUGUGAUCCAAAACCCUACCAGGACACUAGAAAGAAACCAGAGGCCUGAGAACUGUUGUGUCAGGUCAGAUCAUGGUUAACAGUGAUCUUCACAGAGCGUGAGAGAAAAUCUGUCAUGGGUUGUACACCCAGAAUUUAUCAACCUGGAUUUACUCUAAACCAGCAAAGACUCCAGGCAACUAACUUUAGGAACUGCAACCUCCAGAGCAGAUCACUCUUCUAACCCAGGCACACUGAAAAGGAAACCAAGGAAGGAAGUCUUGAUUAAGCCAUUGGG